CCCGACGAUGCCGUCAUCGCCGUCAUGGGUCUCACGGGGGUGGGCAAGAGCACCUUCAUCUCGCACUUUUGCGACACGGCCGUCGUCGGCAACGACCUCGAGUCCUGCACAACGAGCAUCAGCAUCCACACGGCCACCGUCGACUCACAAACCGUGUACCUAAUCGACACGCCGGGGUUCGACGACACGACGCGCACCGACACAGACAUCCUCAAGGAGAUCGCCGUGUGGCUCGAACGCUCCUACGACGCCGACAUCAAGCUCGCCGGGAUCGUGUACCUGCACCGCAUCCAGGACAACCGCGUCGGCGGGUCGGGCACCACCAACCUGCACAUGUUCCGCGAGCUGUGCGGCGCGGCCGGCCUGUCGUCGGUCGUGCUGGCCACCACCAUGUGGGACGCGCUGCCGCUGGAUAAAGCCGAGGCGCGCGAGCGCGAGCUGACCACGGCGCCCGAGCUGUGGGGCGGGCUCGUCGCGCACGGCUGCGCGGUGCUGCGGCAGGACGGUGGCGCCGCGUCGGCCGCGCGCAUCGUGCGGCAUGUUCUGGAGCAGCGCCGCCCCGUGACGCUGCAGCUGCAAGAGGAGAUGGCCGACGGGCUGGCGCUGCACGAGACGGCGGCCGGCGGCGUGCUGAAGGCCGAGCUCGAGGCCCAGCAGCGCGCGUACGAGGAGAAGAUGGCCGUGCUCGAGGGCCAGCUGGGCCGGCUGGCGGCCGAGCUCGCCGCGCUGCAGGUCGCGCAGGCGGCGCGUGAGGAUAGGGAGCGGGAGGAUAGGGAGAGGGAGGUCAGGGAUAGCGAGAAGCGCGAGCUGGGUCGCGAGGAGGUC
Messenger RNA from Lasiosphaeria miniovina, 825 nucleotides. RefSeq names its product P-loop containing nucleoside triphosphate hydrolase protein. Gene Ontology annotation, molecular function: GTP binding. The record is from RefSeq and is a predicted model, not a curated record. Lineage: Eukaryota; Fungi; Ascomycota; Sordariomycetes; Sordariales; Lasiosphaeriaceae. The transcript is spliced from 2 exons. The annotation marks the transcript as partial.